AUGCGCACUGCGCCGCGGCUCGCAGCCCGGUCGGCGGCGACGUCACGGCCCUCGCCCAUUCUAACCUACAUAGACGACCGGCGACGUACCCUCUCGGGCGCGCCCGCCAGGUCCCCGGCCGCCACGCCUCCUCGCCCCCCACCAGCACCGCCCUCCCGGGCCUCGGCGCGGCCGCGCGCCGCCGGGUCGUGCUACCUGUGUGACCUGCCCCGCAUGCCCUGGGCCAUGAUCUGGGACUUCACCGAGCCCGUGUGCCGGGGCUGCGUCAACUACGAGGGCGCCGACCGCGUUGAGUUCGUCAUCGAGACGGCUCGCCAGCUCAAGCGGGCGCACGGCUGCUUCCAGGAGGGCCGCUCCCCGCCCGGCGCCAGCGCUUCGGCCACCAAGCCGCCGCCGCCGCUCUCGGCCAAAGACAUCCUCCUGCAGCAGCAGCAGCACCUGGGCCACGGCCCCCCCGAGGCGGCCUCGCGAGGCCCGCAGGGCCUGGAGCGCUACCCGCUGGCGCCCGCCGCCGAGCGACCCCCGCGCCUCGCCUCCGACUUCGGUGGGAGCCGCCAGGCGGCCGGCCUGGUGCAGCCGCAGCCGCCCCCCGUGAACGGCAUCCUGGUGCCCAAUGGCUUCUCCAAGCUGGAGGACCCUCCGGAGCUGAACCGCCAGAGCCCGAACCCGCGACGCGGCCACACCGUGCCGCCCACCCUGGUGCCACUUAUGAACGGUUCGGCGGCGCAGCUCCCCGCGGCGCUCAGCCUCAGCGGCCGCGCCGCCGCCUCCCUGGCCGCCGUGUCGGGCAGCGCCGCCGCCGGGCUGGGCCCCGUGCAGGCCAGCGAGCUGGGCGCCCACAAGCGGCCGGCGUCAGUGUCUAGCAGCGUGGCUGCGGAGCACGAGCAGCGCGAGGCCGCGGCCAAGGACAAGGCGCCCCCGCCCGCGCACCGAGGCCCUGCCGACAGCCUGUCCGCCGGGGCCUCGGAGCUGGGUUCCGCCGAGGGCGCGGGCAAGGGCCGCGGGCCCAGCGAGCAGGACUGGGUCAACAGGCCCAAGACCGUGCGUGACACCCUGCUGGCCCUGCACCAGCACGGCCACUCGGGGCCCUUCGAGAGCAAGUUUAAGAAGGAGCCGGCCCUGACUGCAGGCAGGUUGUUGGGGUUCGAGGCCAACGGGGCCAACGGGUCUAAAGCAGUCGCAAGAACAGCAAGGAAGAGGAAGCCUUCUCCAGAACCAGAAGGUGAAGUCGCCGCCUCCAAGAUAAAUGGAGAGGCCCAGCCCUGGCUUUCCACAUCAACUGAUGGGCUCAAGAUCCCCAUGACUCCCACAUCCUCUUUUAUCUCUCCACCCCCACCCACUGCUUCCCCUCAUUCCAACCGGACCACACCGCCUGAAGCAGCCCAGAAUGGCCAGUCCCCCAUGGCAGCCCUAAUCUUAGUAGCAGACAAUGCAGGGGGCAGUCAUGCCACAAAAGAUGCCAACCAGGUUCACUCCACUACCAGGAGGAAUAGCAGCAGUCCACCCUCUCCGUCCUCUGUGAACCAAAGAAGGCUGGGUGCCCGAGAUGGGGGGGGCCAAGGCGCCAGCAGUACAGGAGGACUUGAGCCUGUGCACCCUGCCAGCCUUCCGGACUCUUCUCUGGCAGCCAGCGCCCCACUGUGCUGCACACUGUGCCACGAGCGGCUGGAGGACACUCACUUUGUGCAGUGCCCCUCUGUGCCUUCGCACAAGUUCUGCUUCCCUUGCUCCAGACAAAGCAUCAAACAGCAGGGAGCUAGUGGAGAGGUCUAUUGUCCCAGUGGGGAAAAAUGCCCUCUUGUGGGCUCCAAUGUCCCCUGGGCUUUCAUGCAGGGGGAAAUUGCCACCAUCCUGGCUGGAGAUGUGAAAGUGAAAAAAGAGAGAGACUCUUGACUUUCUGGUUUCAGAAAAACCCAAUGAUUACCCUUAACUAAAACUGCUUGAAUUGUAUAUAUGUUUCUAUAUAUAUGUAUAUAUAUAUGUAUGUGUAUAUAUAUACAUAUAUAUCCAGGACAAGGGAAAUGUAGACUUCAUAACAUGACUAUCAUUUUGGUUUUGUUUGUUUUUUAAUACAUUGUGCUUCGAUUUUUUUUUUUUUUUUUGACGACAAAAGGUAUGUACUUAUAAAGGCAUUUUCUUCUUUUGUUAAUGUUAUUAGCAUAUCUGUGCUUUAUUAUCCUGGUGACAGUUAUUGUUCUAUGUAGGCUGUGACUUGCGCUGCUUUUUAAGAGCACUUGGCAAAUCAAAAAUGCUUCUAGCUGUAUUUGUAUGCACUUAUUUUAAAAAGAAAAAAAAGCCAAAUACAUUUUUCUGGCAUUGUAAGAUUGCCUUACUGUCUGUUACUCUUCAUUGCUGGUCCCCUUCUCAGGCUGUAGGCCAGUUGGUGGGAAAGGAAAGGAAAUGAGUGAAGGGGGAAACUUGUGAAGUUGGCCUACCACUGGGAAACAUCAGUGGGUUGACCCCAAGCCAUUCUAGGUAAUAGGAAAGUAGGUUUCUAAUCUACUUUGUUCUUAAAGUUCAGUUCUUGCAAUAUCGGUGACUGAGAGGAGCUGCUGAGAGAUUUGCAGGAGUGGGAGUGGGGGAAGCCUCCACGUUUUGUUUUUAAGACAAAGUUGACCAUUGUUCACUGUUCACGUGAUCAGUUGUAAGAUUACAAUGCCGCAUGCUCGUUGGUUACAUAAUACACAGUUUCAGUGAUGGAAGGUGGUUAUAUUGGGUGGCGAUGUGUAUUUACAGGCAUGGCACUGCCAUUUUUAAACAGAGCCAGGCUCUACAGCGCCACUUCAUCUUGUUAAACGUCGUAGCUAGAACUCUGUUGUUGUUGCUGUCUCUUUUCCAUUGGGAAAAAAAAAAGGCACGAGAAGUUUCAGUGCAGUAAACCUGGAGAUUGUGGGAAUGGUUUUGUUUGUUUUGUGUUUUGUUUUUUUAUCAUUUACCUGUAGUGCUAUUGGCUGUUGCUAGCUAUCACCUACACCCAUUUCUAUUGAGUGUUAAAUACAGUAUGGUACAUUGACUGUAACAGCUGAGAGACACUGCCAGGACUACCUGUGGGCAUAUCAGUGACAGCCCAAAUGUGGGUGGAGGAAACCUAUAAUUUCCUUCUUACAUGUGUUUGAAAUACCAAGUGAAUAAUACUGUUCUGGGGGGGAAAUGAUUAAACUAGUGAAAAUUAAAGAAAUGAAAGGUUUUACAUAAUAGAACGGACCCACUUCUUAUUUUUAGAAGCCUUUUGUAAACUACUUUUCCUGAUCACUUUGCAUCAGUAAAAUGAUUUUUUUUUUAACCAAUAAAUCAACAAUUAUUAGAAAUAGCCUCACAGUGAUACUGGUUUUUCUUUUGUGAUGUUCUGAGUUAACAUUGGCAGGAACACUGUUUUGACCCUCUUGUUCAGGCGUUUGUAACUUGGCCAUAUAAUUUAGGCUGAAUCAGGGCUUCAAGGUCUACUAUAUAUAUAUAGUAUAUAUAGUAUACACAUAUAUAUAUAUGUGUGUGUGUGUGUGUUCACAACCUGGCAUCAAUUUUAAUCUGGAAAUAUGAACAGUUACUAAUUUUUUGUAAUUAAAUUUUUGUCAUUUUUCAAAUUGCUCAAAAUGUUUUUUAAUGGUCAAGUUAUUAACCCUUGAAAUUCAGAUACUGCACCAAAUAAAUGAUUUUUUCAUAGUGUUUUCAAUGAGUGCACCUAUUAAUGCUCUGCAAAUACAUGUUACCAGUCAUUGUUAUAUUACAAACAGACUUGCAUGAUUAACCAGUUUGUCAUUAUACUUAUUAGAGUAUAUGUAUGACUCAAAUCAGACUGGUAUUUGGGAUGUAAAUACACACCAUGCAGAAACAGUUAAAUUUAAAUGCCCAUAAAGACAUUUUAAAUAAUUCACUAUUGUGAUCUAUUGUAUAAAUGUGUAUCUAGGCACUUUAUUAAAAACUGGAAUUUGACCUCA
Molecule: messenger RNA, 3935 nt
Organism: Echinops telfairi (small Madagascar hedgehog)
Lineage: Eukaryota; Metazoa; Chordata; Mammalia; Afrosoricida; Tenrecidae
Gene: IRF2BP2
Product: interferon regulatory factor 2 binding protein 2
Exons: 3
Coding region: 1-1893 (630 amino acids)
Biological process (GO): regulation of transcription by RNA polymerase II
Cellular component (GO): nucleus
Molecular function (GO): transcription corepressor activity
Source: RefSeq, a predicted model, not a curated record